Tetrapisispora phaffii CBS 4417 is the source of this 954-nucleotide messenger RNA. RefSeq names its product 3-dehydrosphinganine reductase (gene TSC10). The record is from RefSeq and is a predicted model, not a curated record. Lineage: Eukaryota; Fungi; Ascomycota; Saccharomycetes; Saccharomycetales; Saccharomycetaceae. Gene Ontology annotation, cellular component: endoplasmic reticulum membrane. Gene Ontology annotation, biological process: sphingolipid biosynthetic process. Gene Ontology annotation, molecular function: 3-dehydrosphinganine reductase activity. Bases 1 to 954 code for a protein of 317 amino acids. The transcript has a single exon.
AUGUCGUAUUCAUUGGAUAAUCAGGUAGUUCUAAUCACAGGAGGUUCCCAAGGCCUAGGCAAACAAUUUGCACGCAAAUAUUAUAGUGAUGGAAAAAAUUCAAGUAUUGUUAUAGUGAGUAGAUCAGAGAAGAAGUUGAUUUGUGCAAUUGAGGAGAUUGUUGGAGAUUCCAAAAUCCAUGGAGAACGGUUUUUAUUAAGUAAGGAAAACUGCGGUUCCGAUAAUGUUUCUCCGAACGGUAACCACAUAUAUUAUUACCCUUGUAACUUAUCCAACUAUGACAAUGUUGGUACAUUAUUCGAGCUCAUGAAUAAGAAAGGCUUAAAGCCAACACAGGCUCUCUCAUGUGCCGGAGGUUCAGUCCCUAAACUGUUCAAAGAUCUGUCCCCCGCCGAACUACAGAAUGGUAUUACCAUGAAUUACUCCACUGUUUUAAACUUAUCUCAUAAUAUCAUAAAAAAUUACAGCGACUGCCACCUAAUUCUCUUCUCAAGUGUCACUGCAUUCUUCCCAUUCAUUGGAUACAGUCAAUAUCAACCUUUGAAAGAAAGUAUUAAAGCCUUAGCAGCUAUUUUAAGACAAGAAAACUCUAAACAAAGAAUUUCAGUAGUUUACCCAGGUAACUUCCAAAGUGAGGGAUACGAACAAGAGAACCUUACAAAGCCGGAAGUGACAAAAGUGAUCGAAGGUCCUUCUGAUGCUAUUACAUGUGAAGAAUGCUGUAAUAAAAUUAUAUGGUGGUUACAGAAAGGUUAUGAUGACAUUACUACUGAUUUCAUAGGUUGGUUCUUAAUGGCGCUUGACAUGGGUUUAAACAAACAUGAUAACAAGUCGCCUUUCUGGUUCGUGCAACUAAUAAUGGGUGCUAUCCUCAACUUAUUAAUCGUUCCGAUAUACAUGGUUAUAGUACGUUAUCAAAUCAGCUCCUAUUACAAGUCCCAAAAAAGCGAGUAA